Pyricularia oryzae 70-15 is the source of this 2001-nucleotide messenger RNA. RefSeq names its product vacuolar protein sorting-associated protein 33A. Lineage: Eukaryota; Fungi; Ascomycota; Sordariomycetes; Magnaporthales; Pyriculariaceae. Gene Ontology annotation, biological process: intracellular protein transport; vesicle-mediated transport. The record is from RefSeq and is a predicted model, not a curated record. The transcript has 4 exons. Bases 1 to 2001 code for a protein of 666 amino acids. Gene Ontology annotation, cellular component: CORVET complex; fungal-type vacuole.
AUGGCUCCUCAUGUUCCAUUUGACACCGACCAGGUCAGAGACAAGGCUCGUAAAGACCUGCUCUACCUGCUGGAAGGAGUCCGCGGCAAGAAAAAUCUCGUGAUUGAAAAGAGCCUCGCCGGCCCUAUUGGCCUCAUCGUCAAGGUCUCUACCUUGCAAGACUACGGCGUCGACAAAUUCUUCUUCUUGGAAAGUAAAAACGCCAGCACCAGCCAGCGAAAUGUCGUUUUCAUCGCGAGGGGCGAAUGCGCCCGUAAUGCACAGGAAAUUGCAGAUGAGAUCCGACGACUGCACCGCGAAAGCCAGACUGGACAUGAAUUCCACGUCUUUUGGGUCCCCCGGCGGACCACCAUGUCUGAUAAGCUACUGGAAGAGGCCGGGGUACUCGGAGAUGUGAACAUUUCGGAGCUUCCGUUAUACUUUUUCCCGCUCGAACGGGAUGUGCUAUCCCUGGAGCUCGAAGACUCAUUCAGAGACCUUUUCCUGGCCAACGAUCCCACGCCGAAUUACUUGCUCGCGCGUGCUUUGAUGGGCGUUCAACAGCGACAUGGCCUGUUCCCACGCAUAAUCGGCAAGGGUGACAACGCCAGACGUGUGGCCGAGAUGCUAUCGCGGAUGCGCCAGGAGCUCUUGGCAGGUGAGGAUGUUAGCGACAAGAUCGGGCUCAAUCCCAGUACGACAAUGGAAAGCGUUAUCAUAAUCGACCGAGAAGUCGACCCCGUGACUCCGCUACUUACCCAGUUGACGUAUGAGGGGUUGAUUGACGAGGUCUUUGAGAUCCAGCACAAUCAGGCAGAAGUGGACUCGACUGUUGUCGGUGUACCACCGCAGUCAGCGGCACAAAACAACUCGACUAAUCCAACCGCCAACUCGACGGGGAGGAAACGAAAGAUUCAGCUUGAUUCGUCAGAUAAGCUCUUUGACCAAUUGAGGAACGCAAACUUUGCUACAGUUGGCCCUCUCCUGAACAAAAUAGCCCGUCGCCUACAGAGCGAUUACGAUAGUAGACACGCGACCAAAACAACCGCUGAACUAAAGUCUUUUGUCCAGAAGCUGCCGGGUUACCAAGCAGAGCAGGCGAGCCUAAAGAUACAUACAGGCCUAGCAGAGGAAAUAAUCAGUCAUGCGCGCACCGACCUGUUUCGGAAGCUUCUUGAAGUCGAGCAGAACCUCGCUUAUGGCUUCGAACCAUCGCUCGAAGCAAUUGAAGAACUCAUCGCGUGCGACACCCCGCUCCCCAAAGUCCUUAGGUUACUUUGCAUACAUUCAUGUCUGUCGGGAGGGAUUCUCGUAAAGGACUUUGAAUUCCUCAAGAGGCUGGUGCUAGAAGGCUAUGGUUACCAGCAUCUGCUCACGUUACACAAUCUCGAGAAAUUGCAGCUUUUCCUUUCCCGAACAUCGCCUCUUGCGCAAAUGAUUCCCAUGACAGGAGCAAGUCACGGUGCGACAGGCAUCAAAACUAACUACACCUACCUUCGGAAGCAGCUCCGCCUCAACGUCGAGGAAGUGAACGACAACGAUCCGACCGAUAUCGCGUACACCUACUGUGGAUAUGCUCCGCUUUCGAUUCGACUGGUGCAGUGUAUACUACAGAAGCAAUACCUGCUUUCCAUUACAAAGGGCGGCAGUGGUGCGGUGCCUGCCGCCGCUGGUGUCGUCGGUGCUCAAGGAUGGAAGGGCUUCGAUGAUGCUGUCAAGCACGCCAGAGGGCCUACCUUUGACGAGGUGCAAAAGGGCGAGGAUAAAGCGGUCAAGGCGCGUGCACUGCUGUCUGGGAGCGCAGAGAAGCGUACCGUAUUUGUGGUUCUCGUAGGUGGCAUAACUUUUACGGAGAUCGCAGCCUUGCGAUUUAUUGCAAAGAAGGAAGAAGCUCGAUUGAACAUUGUUAUCUGCACGACCUCGAUAAUAAGCGGAAACAAGAUCAUGGCGGCGGCGAUAGAGAAAGAAAGUUUUGGCAAAAGAGCGGAUUCAAUACAGACCACUGUGGAACAACAGGCAUGA